GUGAGAGAAAUCCCUGAAAGAUGAUGCUUCAGUGCAGAAGUUUUGUGUUUUCUUGUGAUUCUUUGUAAAUAAACUUAGACUAGAUGUGGUCUCAGUCAGUCAGAUCGGUGAUUUCCAGAUGUUUUCUGCAUAAAACAGCAAGACUGGGCAUGAGAGUGUUGCGUAAGCUAAGUGUAAAGAACAUCUCAGUUUGAACACUAAAUGUUUCUGCACAGAUUCCAGAAGGAAAUCUGGUUCUGGUUUGCAGAAUGUUCAGCCAUGUGAUUCUGUUGUUUCUUUAUGCUGUGAAGCUUCCUAAACCUUAACCUCUGCAUGACUUAUACAGUUUUUUGUUUUUAUAGUUUUCCAUAAAUAAAAUUCAAGUCGCUUAUGAAAAUUGUAACAAUUUUAAUCCAAUCUGAUGCAAAAACUAACAGCUGUGCUUCUGAAUAAUACAUCCUAAAUCUUUCCACCUUUGUCCUUUUUAACACAAAAGGUGACUUUGUAAUCCUUUCCAUUGUUUUAUUUCUCGGGUUUGAUUACCAGGCAACACCUGCACACAAACACAGAGCAAUGAAACCUGAGACAAACUUCUGUAACUAAAUAACUGUAAACCCCCUGAGACCCUGAGGAAUUUCACCAUUGUUGCUGUGAACUCGGGGAACUUCGACUGCACGAGAUCUGGGAGUUAUGUAAAGCUUGGAAAACGACCUUCUGAAAACCUUCAACAGAAAACCUUUGCAGUCAGUUUUUUUCUCUGAAUCGUUGGUUUUGGGCAUCCUUACUCAAAAUAUUUGUUCUGGUGAAGAGGCUGUUGAACUGCAUGUUCAUAGGUCCAAAUCAGGACAAAACAUAUAGAACAACUAGAAAUGAGCAAAUAAUCUUUGAUAAACAUAACAUUGUGUUCAUCCAAGUGUUAAAUUGUUGGUAUUGAAUAUUGAUCACAUAUUUUAUCUAAACACAGAUUGUUAUAGCAGACAUGUUUGCUAACUUCCACAGCAGCUCUUUAAUGAAACAAGCAAAAAUCAAAUAUAUAAUAUUUACUCAUUGCGUACUUUGAAGCUGCAGUUUAUAAAAAAAUGUUGUUUUUUUUCCAUAUUUGAAAAUAUGAUUGAACAGUUUAUGAGACAGAAAAUCUGUGGAAAGAUGAAUCUCCUCCACCUCUUCUGUAAGCUACAGACUGAAGAAAUACACCAAACACAACCAACCAGAGGCAGGAGGCGGGGCUUAGCGCUGUCAAUCAACUUAAUGUGCUCGCUGCUAAAUGUGCUAAUGGUAGACUAACAACUUACUGUUAUGAACCACUGAAGGAAAUGACACAAAAACCUCUGAAGACACUGAGUGCAACUUCCUUCUUCACAAAAUGGAAACACUAACGGAGUGGCGUCAGAUUUUAGCGGUUGGAAGAUUUAUCUUUUUCUUUUUGUGAUAAAAGAACACAAGUCAUUUCCCCAGCUAACAUGAGACUCACGUUUGUUUUGGUUGUAUUUACCCAGAAUGCCGAGCACUUUAGUCCACUUCCUGCUGUUGGCAUAGGCUCUGGUCCGCUUAGUGUUCACAUAUGCAUUCAAACCACACUGGAGUUCACUUCAAACAAACCAAGAUGGAGGUUUGUAGACGGACCAGAGUUAGAUAUUUUUUUGAUCAGAGUUGGAUUACGCAUUCACGCCUUCCCAAACUUUCCAGAUAAAUGGACUGGAGUUGGAUUAAAGUGGAUCCAACAUUGACGGUGGGAAAGAACCCUAACAUUGCACGUGAUGCUAAGUUGAAUUUCUAGCUCCUAAUCAAGUGCUCCCAAAUCGCACCGAUAUUUCUACUUUAAAUAAUUAUUAUUAAUUGACUAAUGUAUUGCAAGAAUCUCAAAUUGUUCUUAUGCUUUUUCUUUAAAUGGUGCUAAAUGACCAUAAUCAGGGGAAACACAUCACAGCACUUUGUAAGUUUUAAAGUUCUGUGCAAUGUCACAGAAAACCUUGUUGACUAACAUUUAAUGCAAUGCAACUCACUGGAGAAAAAACUAUCACAGAAAUCAGAAUAAAAGUCAUUCUUUGAGCUAAGCUAAUUAUUUUUGAUGAAGUUAUGUUGAAGGCUCCAUCAGUAAAGUUAAUCAACCUUUAGUCAGAUGAACUGUAAUGGCUACCAUAACAGUUUCCAUGGCCACGAGUCAAAGUCUCUACAGGACACAAAAGAAUAAUUAGUUUGAUGUUUGUUCAUGUAUAUUUAUGAUAAUUUGUGUUGCAUUCAUUUUGUAAAGGACUGCCUGCAUUACAAUAAUUGUUUUGGUAAAUAAGAUCCAAUAAAAUCUGUUCAAAAUCUCAGAAUCAAAACGCUCCUAAAUAUUUUCUUCAAGCUCAGCAGAAAGUUCAGGAACUCUAGCAUGAAUCAAGCAGAACAAAGUUUGUUUGCAAGCCAGCAAUAAGCUAGUUCAAAUCAGCAUUAGCAGGAUUUAACUCAUGUUUUUACUAAUCCAUUAGUUAUUAUUAAAUCCCUGAAAAUUAUGCAAAUUUCAUACAACCUCUAAUGUCACGGUUAGACAAGACUGUUGGAACCAUAAAGUGCAAAAUCAUUAGCUGACUAAAUGUAAGUUUUAAUGAAACUUCAGAUUGAUUUAUAAAUGUUUUAUGGAUAAUUUGUCACUGCAUUCCCCAAAGAUCCCAACAGAUCUUGAUUUUAAAGAUGUUACUGUAAAGGCUCCAACAAAUUGAGGCAGACUCAAAGCAAACAUCCACUAAACAUAUUCAUGCAAAGGUCAGUUUAAACCUGGGUUGGGCAAUAAAUCAAGUAAUCAGAUGUUCUAUUUUUGAAUAUUAAAUUUUUGGAAAAUUUGGAUUUCUUGGGUUUCCAGAGAUGUUAUCUCACCCAAGAACUACAAUCUUGUUUGACAAGCGUGUUUUAGAGCUUAUGCUUAUUUAAACUCUGAACUCAGGUCGACUCACAGAAGGAAUUAUUGAACAGCCAAUUUUUCAAUUGGCUGUGAAAAGAAAAUCUAACUCUAAAAGAAAAUUCUAAAUUGAAUUUGGUAUAAAAACAAUAGGAGAUUUUGUUUUUAAAAUAUAUCCCCAGCCUUAAUUUGAAAAACUACAAGUUCACAUUGAAUUGCUUUGUAUGAGACACUGAGCUCAUAAAGUUGAGAGUAUCACCAUAUUGAGGACAAAAUGGAUUAUAAUUUUGAAGACAGUUUUGAUGGAAGCAAUUGUAAAACACAGAAACUUGUAUGAUCAAGGAAUCAUACAAGUGAAAUGAACAUAUUUGUCUCAAGAAAUGUGGGAAAUCAGUAUGUUGAAGGCUCUGUAUCAGAGCUGCACACAGAGUCCAUGCAGCUCAUACACACUGUACGCCUCGGUAUAUUGGAGCCUUAACUGUAAUUUCAGGUUCUGAAUAUAACAUAGGCUACAUUCACACUGCAGCCUGCGCAGCUCAUAUCCACAUAGAAAAUGUGAACGACCACGCAACAAAAGCGUAUUUCACAAAAGACUUCAAUUGAACAUUAAGGCCUGCAGUGUGAAUGAAGCCAUAUGGGUGAAUGUGGUCCAAAAGGGUUCAGGAGGAACUCAUGGCGAUAUCUAAUACCUUGACAUUUUGUGUCAGAAUUUCUUUCAGAAAUGUAUCGGCUGAUCCUGCCGACACUGGCAGGAUCGGCCUGCUCAUCAAUCGUGAUAAAUGGAGGGAGAGUCUUGGUCUACCCUUUGGAUGGAAGUCACUGGGUCAACAUGAUCGUCAUCGUAGAAGAGCUUUACGCUCGGGGCCAUGACGUUACCGUGGUGUGGCCAACAAAUUCCUGGUACAUCAAGCCAGACUCCCCCUACUACAGGUCCAUUCCUAUAAACAGUACAGCAGGUUUUGAUCCAAAAAGCUUUGCAUAUUAUGUAACAGGAACCCUAAACAAGCGACGCCAAAGUUCUUCAUUGUGGACCCGCAUGUUUUUGGAGUAUGAUCUACUCACACAGCUCUAUGAAAUGCAUAUGCAUGGGCUUCAAACGGUUGAACAAAUUUUUGAGGAUGAAGCAUUAAUGCAGAGUCUCCAUGAUGCUAAAUAUGACUUGCUUCUUACUGAUCCUGCAACUGGUGGAGGAGUUCUUCUGGGUCACCGUUUGGGUCUUCCUCUUGUCUUUAAUGUCAGGUGGACGUUUAAGGGAGACCCACAUGAGGCUAUUGCACCCUCCCCACUGUCUUAUAUACCGGUAUCCGGGUCAGAACUGUCUGAUAGAAUGACAUUCAUGCAAAGGGUCCAAAAUGUAUUGUAUUAUUUCCUCACUUGCCUCCAAAUGCGGUUCAUCACAGAUCCAAACUACAAACCCUUUGUCCAUCGUCACUAUGGCAAAGAUGUAGAUUACAUAGAGCUGUUCCAAGCAGCUGACAUCUGGCUUAUGAGAAACGACUUCACCUUUGAGUUUCCAUGACCAACAAUGCCAAACAUCAUCUACAUGUCAGGAUUCCAGUGCAAACCCUCCAAACUUCUCCCCAAACAACUGGAGGACUUUGUACAGAGUUCUGGAGACCAUGGUGUCAUCGUGAUGACAUUGGGGACAUUGGUAGAAAAGCUCCCUGACGACAUCACUGAAAACAUUAAUGCUGCUUUUGUUGAGCUUCCCCAGAAGGUGAUCUGGAGGCACAAAGGGAAGAAGCCAUCCACCCUUGGCAACAAUACCCUAAUCUUGGACUGGUUACCCCAAAAUGAUCUCCUUGGUCAUCCCAAAACCAAAUUGUUUGUGGCUCAUGGAGGCACCAAUGGAAUGCAAGAGGCCAUCUAUCAUGGCGUUCCCUUGGUUGGCUUGCCACUCAUGUUUGAUCAACAAGACAACUUCUUCAAGAUGGCAUCAAGAGGAGUAGCCAAAGUCCUGGACAUUGCAGAACUAAAUAAAGAUGUCUUCUUGGAGGCUCUGAAGGAGGUUCUCUAUGAGCCUUCAUACAGAGAGAAGAUGAAGGAGCUGUCCAGCCUCCACAGGGAUCAGCCCAUGAAACCUCUGGAUCGAGCCAUGUUCUGGAUCGAGUUUGUCAUGAGGCAUAAAGGAGCGGCCCAUCUGAGGACUGAGUCCUACAAGAUGUCUAUGAUCCAAUACCACUCUAUUGAUGUUUUGGCAUUUCUGUUGGCAAUUAGUCUGCUGCUCUUUACUGUUUUUAUUUCCGCAGUACGUUUUUUAAGGCAAAGAUUAUACAGUCAAACGUAAACUAAAAUUGAUUAAAUUGCUGCAGCAUAAAAUUUUGCAAAGACAAACUAAAAUGUUGAUUUUAAAUGGAAAAACUUAAAUACUGCUUCUCAGUUUUAAGCAGAAACCUUGUUAACGUGUUUCCAAAUAUUUCUAACCACUGUAUCCAAAAAUUACAAAUAAAAACUGUAAAUGUCGACUUGUUGUAUAGUCUGUGAUUGAUCGAUUGACGAGUUUUUUUUAAAAACAAUUUCAAUCAAAAACUAAUAAUUCUACAUAUUUAUAUUUUGGGGAACAUCAUAAGGGAUGUCUAUAUUAAGCCGACUUCACUGUUAGACUUGAGUAGCUUGAAUUCCUAUUCAAGUGUUUAUACAUUCAUCACAUCUUUACCUCAAAUUUACAGAUUUGUUUCAGUGUUGCCUGAAUGUUAAUGAUUAUGACAUCGAAUGCAAGAAAGGUGUUAAAUGGCUUCUCUGUGAAUUAAUCAACUUCGAGUUCAUUUAAACUUGAUUUGAUACUCAUCAAGUUGCAAUGUACAUAUACGGAAGUCCAUCAAAAGCAAAAAACCGCAUAUAGGAGUACUUACCAGUAAAUAAAAACUAGUGGAUAUCUUUAUAUCUUGAAAAUGAUUCUACAGAACAGUUUCCUUUGUGUAUCUCAAAUAAUUUACAUCGUUUUAAGGUUUUAAUAUUAUAUGUGAUGUUUGUCUCUUACAAUCAGCUGAAUGUAAAAUUAAAUUAACUCCCAUAAAUCUGAAAUUUAAGUUUCUUAAAUUCUUUAAUAUCAACAUGCUCCAUAAUGUUUCAAAGGCUCUACAAGAAUUAUGACAAUACAUUUACAUUGAAAUAAAUAUCCAAGUGAGGAGAAUCAUUUUUAAAAUUUUGACAUUUUUUGUUAUUUUAUUUCUUGGUUCUUGUUUUAUCCUCUUUUUUGAGGAAACAGAAUUACCUGUGCCCACUGGAUGUUGGCAUUUUCAUUUGAAACCAAAUUAAAGCAACACAGACCACUGGAGUAUACACCGAACCAAAAGACUCAUCAGAAACUCUGGUUAGUUCUGGAUGUAGGAAGACUGCUUGUUACUGCAUACGUCCAUUAGCUUAAUGUAGAGAACAUUGUCUCUUGUGUUUUAAGAAUUACUUUUAUCAUAAGUCCUUUGUUGGGAGGGUCUGAUCUGAUUUC
This is a messenger RNA of Poeciliopsis prolifica (blackstripe livebearer), 6302 nucleotides long. RefSeq names its product UDP-glucuronosyltransferase 2B15-like. Bases 4383 to 5144 code for a protein of 253 amino acids. Lineage: Eukaryota; Metazoa; Chordata; Actinopteri; Cyprinodontiformes; Poeciliidae. The transcript has a single exon. Gene Ontology annotation, molecular function: UDP-glycosyltransferase activity. The record is from RefSeq and is a predicted model, not a curated record.